Hemiscyllium ocellatum (epaulette shark) is the source of this 2449-nucleotide messenger RNA. RefSeq names its product zinc-binding protein A33-like. Bases 1 to 1434 code for a protein of 477 amino acids. The record is from RefSeq and is a predicted model, not a curated record. The transcript has 6 exons. Gene Ontology annotation, molecular function: zinc ion binding; protein binding. Lineage: Eukaryota; Metazoa; Chordata; Chondrichthyes; Orectolobiformes; Hemiscylliidae.
AUGGCUUCCAGACAGCAGCUCCUGAGGCUGACCGAGGAGACAAUUUGUCCCAUUUGUCUGGAUUUCUUCACCGAUCCGGUUAUACUGGAUUGCGGACACAACUUCUGCCGCUUCUGUAUCACCCAAAGUUGGGAAAAGAAGGAGAUAAACUCCUGCCCGGAAUGUAGAGAGGCUUUUCCGGAAAGAAACCUCAGGGUAAAUCGGGCCUUAGCGAAUCUGGCCAAGGAGGCUCGGAAAUUAAAGCUGGAUCCGAAAGAGAAUGAGAGUAAACUUCACUGUGAGAAACAUCAGGAAGACCUGAAGCUGUUUUGUGAAACUGACAAGAAAUUGAUCUGUCUGAUUUGUCGAGAUUCGCGGGAACACAGAGAGCACCGCUUCCUGCCGAUCGAUGAGGCUGUUGAAAUCUGCAAGGAUAAACUGAAAUCUGCCUUAGAUUCUCUCACAGAGAAGAAAUCGGCGGUUCUACAAACCGAACUGACCCAGAAACGGAAGAUUUCCGAAGUGAGGGAACAGGCGAGCAGUCUGCAGACCCACAUCACAUCCGAGUUCACUAAAAUGCACCAGAUUCUCACUGAGAAAGAGCAGCGUUUACUCAGAGAUCUCAGGGAAGAAGAGGAGAGGAUUGUAGAACCAAUGGAGAAAAACCUUCGAGACAUUCAGGAGAAUUUAAAUUCUAUUGAGGAGAAACUCUCAAAGUUGCAGAAACAGAUGGAGCAAAAAGACGAAUUGAUGUUUCUGAAGGAGGCAGCUUGUCGGAAGAGAAGGAUUAGUGAUGAGGCACAGACACUCUCAGCUGCUGAUGGCUCUCUGUCUCUCGCACAGUUCACUGGCCCUUUACAGUACACAGUCUGGAGAGGAAUUUUGCACACUAUUAACCCAGCUCCAGACUCUCUGACUCUGGAUCCGAACACAGCGCAUCCCCUGCUCAUCCUGUCUGCGGACCGGACCAGUGUGAGACUCGGAGACACAGAGCAGCCGCUCCCUGACUCCCCGGAGAGAUUUUAUUUCUGGCGAUGCGUCCUCGGAACAGAGGGAUUCACAUCAGGGAGACAUUACUGGGAGGUGGAGGUGGGGGAGAAGACCUGCUGGGGUCUGGGAGUGGCCCGAGAGUCUGUGGAGAGGAACGGGUGGAUCACCCCGAGCCCGGAGACUGGAUUCUGGAUUGUGAGGCUGUCUCCCAGAUGUGGUUAUUCAGCCGCCACCUCCCCCUCCUCAUGGACCCCCCUCUCCCCGAGUGUGAAUCCCCGGAAGAUCGGGGUUUUCCUGGACUAUGAGGGUGGACAGGUGUCAUUUUACAAUGCGGACACCAUGUCCCAUCUCCACACUUUCACCCACACUUUCACUGAGAGGAUCUUUCCCAUCUUCAAUCCGGGAGGGAAUUACGACGGGAAAAACUCCGCCCCGCUGACAAUCUGCGGGAUUAAAGGGCACUGACAGAUCCAUCCCAUAAUUUCACCCCGUCCCCCUGCCUCCUGCCAGCUGUAAACUGAUGGGGGUCGGUCUCAGUCUGGGGGAAAGAAGGAGGGGGAGAGAAGAAACAAAUAGAAGCUCAAUUGUGGAGAGGGACUGAUUGGGUAGAAUGAGCUGUGAGCUGCAGGAACCAGGGGACCUUCCUGCCUGUAAUGUUGCUCCACAGGCGGGAGGUGGCGCUACAUGACGGUGUUGGAGAUGAAUCAGUCAGUGGGCCUCAGACUGGGGGUAAAAAAUGAGGUCUGCAGAUGCUGGAGAUCACAGCUGCAAAUGUGUUGCUGGUCAAAGCACAGCAGGCCAGGCAGCAUCUCAGGAAUAGAGAAUUCGACGUUUCGAGCAUAAGCCCUUCAUCAGGGUCUCAGACUGGGCUCAGGGGAGUCUUUCCAGGGGGAACACCAAAUCAUUUCACUGCAGGGUCAGUGGAGUCUUACCGGGGGGAAAUAUAAAUCAUUUUCACUGCAGAGUCAGUGGGGUCUCUGCGGGGGGGAACUGAGCUCAAUCAAAAUAAACAUUUCAGACUGAUCUUCUUUAGAUUUCUAUCGUGUGUCAGUAAUGUACAUGAUUUAGUAACAUAGCGAGACUGGUUUUGUUUUGUUUUCAGUUUGUAACUAUUGUCCAGAAUUUUGCUGCUCUUUCAUCAAAUUGGAAAAUUUGAAUACUUCAGAUUUGAAAGUGAUGGGUGAACUGAUCAUUUAUGUCAUAAUCAGACCAUAUUUAACCCUGUUUGAAACGGUUCAGCUGGUACAAACUGCAACGCAGUUGGAAUUUCAGUUAUCACUUGUCCCUGAGUUAAUAUCUAUCAUCAUUAACUCCACUGAGAUAAUCCUUAAGUCAGCCCAAGGAAAAUGUCUGUUUGAUAACAAUCAUUACUCCAGCAGUCUGUGCGCGAAACCAAUUCAGAUUUUGACAAUGUUUACAUUUAUGUCAUUAUAAUUUAUAUUGGAGGGCAGUGUCAAAUUUGAAAAUAGUUUCUUCAAUC